Molecule: messenger RNA, 1761 nt
Organism: Solanum verrucosum
Lineage: Eukaryota; Viridiplantae; Streptophyta; Magnoliopsida; Solanales; Solanaceae
Product: probable L-gulonolactone oxidase 6
Exons: 5
Coding region: 25-1761 (578 amino acids)
Cellular component (GO): membrane
Molecular function (GO): FAD binding; D-arabinono-1,4-lactone oxidase activity
Source: RefSeq, a predicted model, not a curated record
AUAAAACUAAGUUUGAUUUUCUUUAUGAUCUACUUAGUGAAUUCUAGCCCACCUGAAGAUCCCAUAAAAUGUUCAUACAACACAAAUUUUAAUUGCACCAUUACAAACACUUAUGGCACGUUCCCAGAUCGAACCAUUUGCAAGGCAGCUGAAGCUGUUUUUCCAACCACAGAAGAAGAAGUCAUUUCUAUAGUAGCAAAUGCAACAAGGGAAAAUCGAAAAAUGAAAAUCGCAACUCGAUUUUCUCAUAGCAUACCCAAAUUGGUAUGUCUAGACAAAGGUGAUCAAGACGGGUUACUUAUAAGUACAAAAUUCCUAAAUAAAAUCAUAAGAAUCGAUGAAGAAAACAUGAUGAUCACUGUUGAAAGUGGGGUGACAUUGAGACAACUAAUUAGUGAGGCGGGUAAAGCAGGUUUGGUCCUGCCUUACACGCCUUACUGGUGGGGUUUAACGAUUGGUGGCUUAAUUGGGACCGGAGCUCAUGGAAGUUCUCUCUGGGGUUUGGGAAGUUCUGUACAUGAUUAUAUUGUACAACUUCGAAUUGUUACACCAGCUGAUGCGGCAAAUAAUUAUGCUAAAGUCCGUAUAUUGGAAAAUGGUAGCCCCGACUUGAAUGCUGUUAGAGUGUCACUAGGGGUGUGUGUUCUUGGAGUUGUUUCACAGGUGACACUAAAACUAGAACGAGUGUUCAAACGUUCAAUUACCUUUUCUGAAAGGGAUGACUCAAACUUAGGGGAAGAUGCAGUUACCUUUGGGAGACAACAUGAAUUUGCUGAUUUUACGUGGUAUCAGAGUCAACGCAAGGUUAUUUAUAGGAUCGAUGAUCGAGUUCCUAAUGGCACUCCUGGCAAUGCCCUUAAUGACUUCAUUGGAUUUCGCUCUACACCUUCAUUCGUCCUCGCCAUUUUCAGAACCCUGGAGGAGAUACAAGAAUCAACAAAUGAUGCUGGUGGAAAAUGCGCAGUUGCAAUAAUAAACACUUCCAUAUUGAAGUAUCUUUCUUAUGGGUGGAGAAACAAUGGUACUGGCUAUCCAAUGGUUGGGUUUCAAAACCAAGUCCAAGCAUCAGGAACAUGCCUAGACAGUCUUGAAGGUGCAACAUGCCCUUGGGACCAUAGAGUUAAAGGUCUAUUUUUUCACCAAACAACAUUUACCAUUAGUUUAUCAAAAGUCAAAGGUUUCAUUGAAGAUGUCCAAAGGCUAGUUGCUUUAGAGCCUAAGGCACUAUGUGUCCUUGACUUAUACAAUGGGAUCCUCAUGAGGUAUGUUACAACUUCAAAUGCUUACUUGGGUAAACAAGAAGAUUCUUUGGAUUUUGACAUCACAUAUUACAGAAGCAAGGACCCAAUGUCCCCAAGACUCUUUGAAGACUUCCUUGAAGAAAUUGAACAACUAGCAUUUUUCAAAUAUGGUGCAUUGCCACAUUGGGGUAAAAAUAGGAAUGUAGCAUUUAUUGGGGCAAUCAACAAGUACAAAAAUGUUGAUAAAUUCUUGCAAGUGAAACAAAGUUAUGACCAUUUAGGUUUAUUCUCAAGUGAGUGGACAGAUCAAGUAUUAGGCUUAAAAGAUGGGUUGAGCAUAGUCAAAGAAGGUUGUGCUCUAGAAGGACUAUGCAUUUGCUCUAAAGAUAUUCAUUGUGCUCCAAACAAGGGUUACUUUUGUCGACCUGGAAGAAUUUACAAAGAUGCCAGGGUGUGUACUAAUCCAUCGUUAAGCACUAUCGAUAUCCAAACAAGGAAAACAAUAUGCACAUCAAUGUAA